Molecule: messenger RNA, 1101 nt
Organism: Saprolegnia parasitica CBS 223.65
Lineage: Eukaryota; Oomycota; Saprolegniomycetes; Saprolegniales; Saprolegniaceae
Exons: 2
Coding region: 1-1086 (361 amino acids)
Biological process (GO): double-strand break repair
Cellular component (GO): cytoplasm; PML body
Molecular function (GO): 5'-tyrosyl-DNA phosphodiesterase activity; single-stranded DNA binding
Source: RefSeq, a predicted model, not a curated record
AUGUCGUUGCCAACGUGGGCGGAUUGGGACUGCCCGCGCUGCUCGCUCAUCAACACGCCCGACUGCGACGCAUGCGAAGCAUGCGAUCUGGCACGCCCUGAUGCGGUGGCGGCGGAUCCACGGGCCGCCUUCUUCAACAUGGCACUGGCCAGCGCCGGCUCCAAACGGCCGAUCGCCGAUGUGGUCGACUUGGCCUCGAGCGACGACGACGACGACGAGAAGGAAGAGAUUGUGGGCCAAAAACCGUGUUGGGAGAUGAAACACCCAGCAAAGCGGCGCAAGACAGACCCCGACGCCACGCCCACUGGUGCAUCUACCGAGUCCGCAGCGCGUACGGCCGAACCCGAAGGGCCGGUAACCUUGCGCGUGGCGUCGCUCAAUGUGUGGUUCGACGAGGUGCUCGUGUCCGACCGCGUUCGUUGCAUGACCCACACCAUCGCGACGUUGCAGCCGCACGUCGUCUUCCUCCAGGAGGUCACGCCCGACAUGUGUCGCCUCUUCAAGGCGCGCAUGGUGCACUUCGGGUACGUCUCGCCGAGCGACGUGGUCGAUGUCGCGUACGGGGAAAUGAUCUUUCUCCAGCGGUCGCUGCCUGUCCACCACUACGAGCGCGUCGACUUUCCACGCAGCACCAUGGGCCGGGGCCUGCACACGCUCGAGACGACAGUGGGCGGCCAGCGCUUCGUCGCGGCGACCGCGCACCUUGAAAGCCUCGGACCCAACCGCGCCGUGCGCCUCGAGCAGCUCGACUGGAGCUUCCAGGUCCUUGCGACGUCCGAUCACCCGUGGGUCUUUGGCGGCGACAUGAACCUCGGCAACCGCGACAAGGCGCCGCUCCCAGAGGGCGUGGACGAUGCGUGGGUCGCGUGCGGCUGCGACCCGCUGCACGAGCAUACGUGGGACACGAGCGUCAACAAGAACCUCCCCGGCGUCGCCUACGUCGCCAAGUGUCGGUUUGACCGCAUCUUCAGCCACGGACUCGCGCCGACGACCUUUACGACGUUUGGCAAGGACACGCUUCCGACCGACGCAGCCAUGUACCCCUCGGACCACUGGGGUGUGGCCGCGUCGUACUCCUUUUCUUAAGUUUUUCGUCAACAC